AUGCUGAGACGCCCCCCUGCGAUAGCACCUGAAGUGUGGGAUAGCUGGCCAGACAGCUUGAAGAGAACAAUCGCAGAAACCCCAGAAGUAUAUAUGGCCCCAGCUAACUCGAAUAUCGAUCCAGCACUUCUCAGUAGCUCGAACGGUUCCUUGGCCCCAAGGCGUGCUACUCACGAUGCAAAUAGAGAUGGUCCACAUGAGCCGAUGCCGUUUGCGAACCCAUCUGCUGCAAAUAAUGGUGCACGAAGGCUUACAAAUAGCAGUCAAACUCACCAAUUUUUCCCUAUGAAAGUGAUACACGUCUACCUGAGCAUCGUCGACAUAGGAGAGGUGCUGCGUCCAGCUCUCGACGAUCACGGGGAAGGCAUCAGCGUUCAUCUUCACCCAGUGACAACAAUCGAUGAGCACUAUAAGCAAACGGAUGAACGACUUGCACAGCUUGAAGGGAAUGUACCUUCACACCAGACCUCCACUCGUGGCCACAUAGUCCAAAGUCGGGGGGCGUCAUCGGUUGCUCGGAGGCGCAGGCGAAGAGGUGCUGGUGCUGAGGUUGAUGGUGUGGAAUCACGGGCAGGUGAAUUCGAUCAUGAUGCGGAAGACGUCACAGGGGCUCGUGGUAGCCUCUCUACCGCUGCCCGGGAAGCACGAGGGCACCUAAAGCACUUGGUUACCGCCAAGUUCCGCCGUGCAUGUGAUGUAUCCGACGGGAAAAAAAUGGCCAAGUCUCGAGGCGAGGUGUACCUAACACCAAAUUUUGAGGCGACCGUGAACGACGACCAUAAUCGAGUGAUCUUCAACAAGAUCGCGCAUCUUGUCUGGGAGGAACUUAGAAGCACGGCCCUUAGCGAUUCCCUGAGCAACCGCAAGGUCAAAUGGAAUAAGCAAUCAUUGUUCACGUUUGCUAAAGACACGUACCGUGGAUUCAAGGAGGAGUGGAAAGCGCAGAAUGACCGCGAGAAGGCCGCAGCUAAAAACAACAACCAGCAAAAGAAUCGCUGGAGUCAGCGUCGUAAAGAGAAAGCCGACCGGUUGACAACAGCAUGUCCGAAGUACCUCGAACUUCAUGGCGCGGAUCCCAUCAACAUCAUCCACGCGGAUCAUAUGUCAGACGAGGCAUCUGGACCUGAAGACGAUGGUGAAUCAGUCGACGAGUGGAGGAUCAAGAUGGGAAAGGAAAAGGGCUUUCCAGCGGAUACAGACAUGGACGGUAUGGUGUUCAUGGAAGUCGUGAAAAAUCCUUGGAGAUCACAGGAGCUGUGGAAAGAAUCCCUCAAUACCAAGCAACGUAAACAAUUCCGCACGUUGCGGGUUGAAGGAACUGACCGAACGCUGCUUCGUAUCCCCGAUUACACGCCCUACAACUUCGGAAUAGAUGCGGAGUGGCUCGAAGAGAACAAGAACCACCCAGAGUAUCAGGUGCAACUGAAGGAGUGGGGUGAUUGGGCGGAUCCACCUGGAUUUGGAUCCGCAAAGAACGAUACAGACAUUGCGGAAGGUAGCGGGCAAGAUCAUGAGGAAGUUUAG
Molecule: messenger RNA, 1524 nt
Organism: Suillus clintonianus
Lineage: Eukaryota; Fungi; Basidiomycota; Agaricomycetes; Boletales; Suillaceae
Exons: 8
Coding region: 1-1524 (507 amino acids)
Source: RefSeq, a predicted model, not a curated record